Messenger RNA from Wallemia mellicola CBS 633.66, 3330 nucleotides. RefSeq lists its product as hypothetical. Gene Ontology annotation, cellular component: nuclear pore; cytoplasm; nuclear matrix. The record is from RefSeq and is a predicted model, not a curated record. Gene Ontology annotation, biological process: tRNA re-export from nucleus. NCBI's taxonomy places the organism in Eukaryota, Fungi, Basidiomycota, Wallemiomycetes, Wallemiales, Wallemiaceae. Gene Ontology annotation, molecular function: tRNA binding; small GTPase binding. The transcript has 3 exons. The coding region runs from base 18 to 3284 and encodes 1088 amino acids.
AGAAUAUACCGCCAUCAAUGUCGAUAGCUGCAACGACUGUACCCCCACAGUUAAUUGAAGCAAUAAAAUGCGCAUCGCCUACGGAAAACAAUAACAUUCAACUUCGCCAGGAGGCUUUAACCUUCCUCGAGCAAGUAAAGAACAACGCUUCAGAAACUUGGAAGUAUUGCUUAGGCUUAUUCUUAACAAAUACUGUCGGUACAGAAGCUAGAAUUUGGGUUUUGAGUGUUGUGGAUGUUCUUAUUUCUAACCACUUCCAUACACUCACAAAUGAUGACAUUUUUGCUAUACAAGAAGCCCUAUUCGAGUACGUUAGCAGGGAAUACGUACAAGGCGGUCCAGAAGCUGAUCUUAGUUUCUUGAGAAAUAGAUUAGCACAUACACUCACACUCUUCACUAUACAAACUUACGACAAAACUCACCCAAAUAUCAUUAUAGACUUCUUAUCAUUAAUUAAACAAGGAAAUUCACUCAAUCAACGUACUACACCUUUAGUUUUGCACAUACUUGAUGAAAUAAAUCUUGAAUUAUCAGAUUCCAUCAUGCGAGCUGCACGAGAUUGGUCGUCAGAGAGACAUAUUCGUGAUGGCCACAUUAGAGACGCAAUUAGAUCAAAGGAUGCACCUACAAUUAUAGAAAACUUGUUAAAUAUAGUAAGAGAACUGACUGUCAUGUACGCGAAUGGUGGAAGUGAUUUAUGGUCCUUGAAAGCUAUCGAAGAAUCACUAGCGCUCUCUAUCAACGUCUUUGCUGGCUGGUCACAUUGGGUUGAUAUUAGCUUGUCCUUCACACCACAGAGUCUAGAAUUAUUCUAUCAAUCUUUGCAGCAUCCAUCUACCCAAGUUAAAGUUGCAACUAACGGUUACUUCUGCAAGAUCCUACAAAAAGGUAUUCAAGAUGUUACCGCCAAGUUGGAAGUCAUUAGAAUUGUUAAUGUAUCAGAAGUUAUUGGACAAAUCGAGCAAGCUUCUAGAGAUGAUACAUCUGAUGACAAUAUUCUUUUCAGAGAAUCAUGUGCAAAAUUAGUAAAUGUAGCUGGUUUGGAGAUUCUCAAAUUAUGUGAUGAACCUACUCAAGCAAUGAUAAUGCAAAAUCGUUCAGGUGCUAACCUCGGUACACCGGAGACUAGAUCGCAGGCGCUUGUCUAUCUCGCUCAGCUUCAACCUGUGUUUUUAAGAUACCUCGCUGAUCCAUCAAACAGUCCUUCAUUAGCUGUUCACAGCUUCUUGUCAACUCUCAUUUCUUUCUAUAAGAAGAAGAAGAAGUCUGAUGCUAUGGCGUUCUCGUCAAUGCCAAUUAGAGAAUUCUUCAGCCAAUUGCUACCUAUCGUAAUGACGAAAAUGCAAUGGAAUGAUGAAGUUGAAUGGGGCUUCGGCGGUUUAGGUGAGGACGCAGAUGAUGAGCGUCAUGAACUAUACGAAAUCCGUAGAGUUUUAAGAUCUACUUUCGAUUCAGUUUGUCAAUUGGAUCAAGAACUUUGGAUAUCAACCGUAGUCUCAUUGAUCAACCAGACUUUGACACAAUGUACAGCAACCGGUCCUGAAUCUGUACCAUGGUAUCAAGCAGAGUUGGUAUUAUACAUUGUUUUCUUGUUUGCAGAAGCAACUCAAUCAGGUAACUCCGUUCAAGCAUUUGUACAAAUCACAGAAGAAGAAAGGCAAUCAGCCAAGAAAGAUGCCGUUAAUUUCAAAAUAAAAUAUGAAGAAAAACCUUACACACCAUUGGGUCAACUCGUACAAACUGUAAUCGAUUCAGGUAUUGCUAAUCACCCACAUCCAGCGGUAAAUCUACAGUAUUUCGAAAUGAUUGUUAGAUAUGUUGAUAUUCUUUACGCGAGGAAAGAACUCGUUGAACCUAUUUUAUCUGCAUUCGUUGGUCAAAGAGGUAUUCACAACUCAGCAUUGAACGUAAAAGCUAGAAACUUCUAUUUAUUCCAGAGAUUUACAUUAUUGGCUAGAAAAUAUAUUCCAAUGAACUUGAUACCAAAGGUGUUGGAAAGUAUCACGGAUUUGCUAGCCAUAUCUGUUGAGGUUAUCCCAGCUGAACAACCAGAUGAAGAUGUGUUGACAAAAUCUGUCAAUACUAUGGGUUUAUUCCAAUACCAACUUAAUCUGUAUGAGGCUAUUGGUAGCAUAGUGGCUAAAUUGUCUGAAGUUCCAUCUGAUCAGAUUGCCUAUUUGAAUCAACUAAUUCAACCACUUUUGGCAUCAAUACAGCAAUCAUUACAACAAUCUAACCAAAUCGAGUCCGUUUUGAAUGUCCAUCAUACUAUUCUUGCUAUUGGUCACAUCGCCAAGGGUCUUCCUGAACCUACCUCAGUGCAACACGUAACAAGUAUAGAUCAACCACCACCUAACUACAGUGAACCAUUCGUUCAAUCAACCCAAGCCAUGUUUGUGGUUUUAGAUCAAAUGUCACAGUUCAAGGUUAUAAGAGACGCAUCUAGAUUUACAUUCGCACAGAUCGUAAGCAGUACGGGUGUAGCAAUUCUCAACCAUGUUCCAACAUUCGUCAAUGGUUUAUUAGGUAGAUUAGAGAUGAAUGAAUUAAGCGAUUUCCUCGUUUUCUUGAAUAUGCUUGUUCAUAAGUUACGUUCAACAAUUUUCUCAAUUUUGAACUCAAUUAUACAACCAAUUCUUGAUAGAGUAUUUACAUUUUUGUCCGUUCAAGUUGAUGGUACAGAUGAUGAAUUAAAUAAGGCAGAAAUGGAGAGAAGUUAUUUAAACUUCAUUGGUACCAUUCUUUCUGCUGGACUCCAAGGCGUUUUAAUAUCUGAUGAAAAUAGAGAUAGAUUUAUGCAAAUUCUUGAAUCAAUUUGUCAAUUCGCACAGGGUUCCUCACCUCCAACUCAAAGAAUUGCCUUUAAUGAUAUAUCAAAAGUUGUUUUCUGUUAUGGUACACUUGAGCAAGUGCAAAAUGACUUAAAAGUUCAAUCAACUCAAAAUAUUAUUCAAAUAAAUCCAACUCCAAUACCAUUAGCAGGAUUUGAGGAAUUCAUUUAUCAACAAUUUAUCAAAUUAGCUUUCGAAGUUCCUGCAAAGUCAACGUUUAACUUGAAGGAUGGUCAAACAAAUGUUGUAUUAGGUGAAAUUGCGCUCCUACUUAGACAAACUUACUUAAGUAGAGGUGAGGAGUUGUUGAACUUCCUCAGAACUGUCUAUCUUCCUUCAAUUGGUUGCCCAGAUAAUAUCUCAUUCGAGUUGACAAAGCAUAUUUCAACAGAUGAGCCAAAAAUUUUCAAGAAGGCUUUUACAGAGUUCAUAAAAGCUUCAAAAUCAGCAUAGAUGAUGUCUAUUAAUAAUAUAUUGUAUGCAUUCGUUAGAGAUUUCC